GCGCCGUCUCCUUUCUCUCAUUCCCUCUCUCCACAGCCAAGAGAGAGCGAGAUGAUCGGAGGAGUGGGAUCGCAGUGAACGGAGCGAAGCGAUGGGGAGAUGCUCCGUCUCUCCUGUAACGCGACUGACCGCCCGCCACUGCCUCUCGUCCCUCCUCCUGGUUGCGCUGGUGACGCCGCCCUCCACCUGUAACCGUGACGACGGCAGGGAGGGUGAGGGCCAGAUGGAGGAUGCCCCGCCGGUCCAGCUGUCCGUCACAGCCCAAGCCACACCUACCCCGCUCUGGGCAGUGGUCUGGGGGCCCACGCAGCCCCUGGAGGAUGAGACUCACCACUUCCUGUCCGGCCAGGAAACCGACCACCCGCACCAGCGAGAGCACCAGCAGGCAGCCAGCACCACGGACAUGGAGGCCUGGCCUCAUCCCGAGGGGGUGGUAAGAAGCACGCAGCCCCAGGAGGAGCCGCUGCCGGAGGCCAGGGACCUAGACGGGGGGGACGAUCCAGGGGCGGCGGCGGAGGAGAGGGAUUCGGAGGAAGUCGAUCCUCAGUUCUACGUCACGGUGACCAUCUCGUCAGUGCUCAUCCUGACUGCGGUCAUCAUAACAGCCAAACUCUGUUAUGACCGCAGCUGUUCCCAGCAUCCACCCCCGCUCUCCCGUGGCGUGGCCCCACCCCUUUCUCUCACCCUCCCUCGCUCCCUCGCCUCGGAGGACAGCCGCCAGACACUCCACAGCACCCCCUCCUUCUCCGACCGGGAGAGGAUCCCUGUUGUGAACCUCUGAGGUGACUGUUUUUCGAUUUGAUAAAACAUUUCUACGACGCCCGUGGAGGAACAUCAACAUGGCCGGAGGCUGCGCCUGCGGCGGCGUUUUACUUUCUCCGAGACUGUGAAAUGAAA
Molecule: messenger RNA, 897 nt
Organism: Lampris incognitus (smalleye Pacific opah)
Lineage: Eukaryota; Metazoa; Chordata; Actinopteri; Lampriformes; Lampridae
Gene: pianp
Product: PILR alpha associated neural protein
Exons: 6
Coding region: 92-781 (229 amino acids)
Biological process (GO): regulation of immune response
Cellular component (GO): membrane
Source: RefSeq, a predicted model, not a curated record